This is a messenger RNA of Nymphaea colorata (pocket water lily), 2362 nucleotides long. RefSeq lists its product as uncharacterized. The transcript has 7 exons. The record is from RefSeq and is a predicted model, not a curated record. The coding region runs from base 181 to 2127 and encodes 648 amino acids. Lineage: Eukaryota; Viridiplantae; Streptophyta; Magnoliopsida; Nymphaeales; Nymphaeaceae.
UUCGAAAUUUGAAUUAUAGCCCAGUCCUUGUUCCUCGCUUCUUCCCCUCUCUCACUCUCGCCAUCUCCCUCGAUCUUGACCUCCAUCUUCAUCGUCUUUUCGGAGACAAUACGAUAAAAUUCGGACCUCCAUCGCCAUCUGUCUCAAAGAUAGGGCCUCGGACGAAGGAAAGGACCGGAAAUGCCAGAGAAUCGCAAUGACUUAUUGGCCAGUGGGUCAGUUUUUACAAGAAAAAGAAUUAAGCUGAAAGAUUUGGAUUCCAUAUGCAACUUAGAAAGUAGAACACGAAAGGAUCACGAGUCCCUGGAAUUUAAAGGAACAACUGUCAAUUGUUGCACUAAUAAGGAAAGACAGAAAGCAAGUGUGUCGGCUCCAGAUACACCAAGUCAUUGCAGUGGCAGCCAUGAUGAUGGAGAACCAGUUCAGCAUGAGAAUGUUGAUUCAAGUAUUCAUGUUUCCUGUUCUCCUGGAGCUGAGGUGAAAGUCCAAGCAAUAACACCAGGACGAAAUGCUCUUUCACUUUUGGGAGAGGCUGCUUGUGCAAGUUUGACUCAUGCAGGGAGACCACUUGCUCAAGAAAGAAAAGGUAAUAUGGCCUCAGUUUCUGCAGAAACAGCACCUGAAAAGGUCAGCAAUGAACCAGGCUCCAAACAAUGCUUACUGGGGACUGGUGAACAAUGCUUUAAAUCUUCGAAGUUCCUUAAUGUAGAUCUGACUUUGGGUCCCCCUAUUGCUUUUCAAGAGGGUGUCACUAAUAACAUUAACUUGAUGAGUGGAAAUUCUCAGCAUCAAAUGGUUUCAAGAAGAAAUCGGGAUCAACUAGACUUUGUGGGAACAUGGAACUAUGUCAAGACUAAGAAGGGCUUGGAUACAGAUGACAAAGCAUCUGAGUGUGGGAGCAGCACAGGGCCAUUAGAGGAUACUAACUCCUUGAGAGUGUGGAAGGCAAUGAAGCAAAAUGGUUUUCUUUCAUCACAACUUCAUGCACCUUUACGUAAAAAGGUACAUAUGUCAAGACCACCACAGUCAAAGAGGAUGAAAAGGGACUUACUAAAGAAAAAUAUAGAACUUGCAAAGAGAGAACAGGUUAACAGAUUCACAAGGAUUGCAGCUCCAAGUGGAUUACUCACAGCAUUAAAUCCUGGAAUAAUUAAUCAUGUCAGAAAUAGUAAACAGGUUCAAUCCAUUAUUGAGGCUUUGGUGAAAUCCGAGAAGCUUGAUAAUUCUCAAACUCAAAAGGGAGUGCUCAAUCAAUUAUCAUCAGAAAGUCAAGAGAUCAAUGAAAAAGAAAACGAACGAGAAGUAAUACCUAAUCCAGACGCUGAUGGUGCCAGUUUGCCUGACAGUUCAGCAACUUUACUUGGUUCUGAUGAACAUACACCUCCAAAGUUCCUCCCAAAAAAUCAGCCAAAAGCUUCCAGCGAUAUCUCUUCCUGUUUUUGGUUAAAAAGUAAUAAAACCAUUCAACAAGAUACAACAGAUCCGAUAACUCAUACCGAAGCUCUUCUCAUUUCACAACUUAGUUUAGAAGUUGGGAAGGAUGGACUCUCAAUGAUGCUGCCAAGGGGGCUAAUCACUUCGGAGAAUCCAAGCUUGCUAUGUACCGAGGAGAUCACUACAAAUCAAGACAGCCUUCUUGGCCUUUCCAUAAAAGCUGCUUUUGUGGCCCAUCAAUGGUUGGAACUUCUCUAUCAGGACAUUAAGGGACGACUUGCAGCAUUGCGGCGUAGCAAGAAGAGAAUCCAAACCAUCAUACAAAAUGAAUUGCCUUUAAUUAUGUUGAAGGAAUUCAACCCUAACCAAGUGAAUGAGCAGUGCGGUGGGCUGUCAGCAGGUGACAAUCAUCUGAUAAGAUGGAGGUCUCUAUUUGAUCAGAUGGAUGCGGCAUUGCAACAAGAGGGAAAACAGCUUGAGAGCUGGCUAAGACAGGUGAAAGAAAUGCAAGCAUGCUGUGAUCGUGGCUUGCAUGGAAUGAACACGAAAAAGUUGGAUAGUUUGUCAGAGAAUUCUUCCAGGUCUAAGGAAAGAGACAAUGUGGAUGAUGAGUUCGCUGUUAGAGCCACUGCAGCUUCUAUAUAUUCCACCUGCAACUUUGCCACGUCAACAAAAAAUAUUUCUUGCUUCUAAGCUUACCAGUGUCCUUUGUUAUAUUUCAUAUUGUCGAUUGUCUAUCGUUUAGGUUGCCUAAUCUCUCUAAUUAAUUGAUUGCUUAGAGUGUAACAUGGAAGACUAUUUCUAAGGUAUCAAUGAACAAUUCCUUUUUUUUUUUUGUAUUUUGUUUCACCAAUUUAUAGCCUUUUUAUUGAUAUGACAUUUUCAUCUUCUCCUAUGAAUGACAAUCAAUAGAAAAGAGAUUGAAACA